Salvelinus namaycush (lake trout) is the source of this 1872-nucleotide messenger RNA. Its product is annotated as clusterin-like. The record is from RefSeq and is a predicted model, not a curated record. Lineage: Eukaryota; Metazoa; Chordata; Actinopteri; Salmoniformes; Salmonidae. The transcript has 9 exons. The coding region runs from base 174 to 1619 and encodes 481 amino acids.
AGUCCAAAGCCACAGGGCAUUAUAUGGGAGUGAAUCACAGUGCCAACAUCACCGCUAGGUCAUGUAUAAAUACCUAGCAGCGGACAGCCCCACUGCGCUUCAUCCACUCUGAAGAGGCAAGAUCCACAGGGAGGUUUGUACUGCAUCAGUAGCUGGAUAUAUGAGAAAAAGUAAUGAUGAAAGUCUUUGGGUCAAUAGUGGGCCUUGCCCUGCUCCUUGUCUCUGCUCAGUGUCUGCUGCCUCCAUCCAAGGACGAUCUAAGCCAGAUUUCCCUCCUUGGAAUGAAGUACCUGGACAAGCAGAUAGAAAAUGCUAUCAGUGGGGUGAAGGAGAUGAAGACAGUGAUGGAGAGGUCUGGAGAGGACCAUGAGAAGUUCCUGAGUGCCCUGGAGAAAACUACAAGGCAAAAAGAGGAUGCUCUGAAGGCAGCUCAGGAGAUGGAGACGAAGCUGAGUGAGGAGCAGGAGGUGUGUAAUGGCACCAUGCAGUCUCUGUGGGAGGAGUGCAAGCCCUGCCUGAAGAACACCUGUAUCAAGUACUACUCCAGGACCUGCAGCAGUGGCGCUGGACUAGUCGGCAGACAGCUGGAAGAGGUUCUGAACAGGACCUCUCCAUUCUCCAUCUGGAUCAAUGGGGAGAACAUGGAUGUUCUGGAGCGAGAGGACCAGGAGCAGAGCUGGAGGUUCCAGAACCUGGAGGAGCGCUACUCCAACGUGGCCGAUGGGGUGGACAGCAUCUUCAUUGACAGCAUGAGGGUGUUUGACCACAUGCGCUCCCUCAACCCUCCCAUGUUCCCCAGCCCCUACCGCAUGCCCAGCAUCUGGGGUCAGGGUGAGAGGGCCAAUGAGAGAGCAGAGAGGGCAAAGGCGGGCGAGGUGCAUUCCCGUGUGGUCAGGUCCCCUCUGAAGGACCCAGACUUCCAUGGGUUCCACAACAUGUUCGCUCCCAUGAUGGACAUGGCCUGGAAUAUCUUUGGCUCCAUGGGGCCUUUCAUGGACGCAGAUGCUAACUUUGACAUCAACCCCUCAGAGGAGGGGAGUGUGAAUGAGGAUGUUGUUGUGACAAAGCCUUCCGGUAUGACCUGCAGAGAGAUACGUCGCAAUUCUGCUGGCUGCAUUAAACUGCGAGGAGAGUGUGAAAAAUGUGUAGCGAUCCAGGAUAUUGACUGCUCUGGGAAGAAGCCUCUGACUGGUCCUCUGAAGGAGGAGCUGGAGCAGGCCCUGGCCAUGGCUGAGAAGUUCACCCAGGAGUACAACAAGCAGCUGAGGAGGUUUGAGGAGCAGAUGUCUAACACAUCCAGCCUGCUAGACCUGUUCAGCAAGCAGUUUGGCUGGGUGUCUGCCCUGGCCAACAAUACCGACACCAAGGAUGGAAUCUUCAAGAUCGAAACAGUGAGACUCCAUAGUCUGCAUGGGGUUUCUAUUACUAAAGUCAUGUCCAAGGACACGGAGGACCCUGAGAAACCAGGGGACACCAACGUGUCUGUGCAGCUGUUUAACACCCCCGCCAUGACCUUCAGUGUGCCUGGAGACAUUACCUGGAACGACCCGAAGUUCUCAGAGGUGGUGGCACAGGAGGCCCUUGACCGCUACAAACAGACAACAGUAGUGGUGAAGUAGACAUCUGAGGGCACCAAUGUUCAGGAUGAUUUCACAAGUCAACUAUAAGAGAAGAGAAUAGAAGUGAAACCUACGUCCUCGUCAUUGUUGAUAUUACAAGUUAUUGUAUUCCUAUAUGUUGUGUAACUAGAGUUCAUCCUGCUAUAAAAAACCUAACUAGAAAUGGUGCACCAAGUCCUGUUGUCUUGAGAAAGAAAAAUAUAGUACUAAUGUUACCCUUUGAGUAAAACUUGUUCACUGCUCCUUCUUUCAA